Molecule: messenger RNA, 5006 nt
Organism: Conger conger (European conger)
Lineage: Eukaryota; Metazoa; Chordata; Actinopteri; Anguilliformes; Congridae
Product: zinc finger protein 518B
Exons: 2
Coding region: 321-2855 (844 amino acids)
Biological process (GO): regulation of transcription by RNA polymerase II
Molecular function (GO): RNA polymerase II cis-regulatory region sequence-specific DNA binding; DNA-binding transcription factor activity
Source: RefSeq, a predicted model, not a curated record
CAGAACGAGAGAAGACAAUACCCAGGACACCAUUUGCCAGUUUGAUUAGGGAUCAUACGGGAAUUACAGUUAUGCGCAACGUGUACAGUAGUUCAAGUUGGAUUCUGACUACACAGGUGGAUGAACAGACAAAGUGACACUUUUUGAAGGAGGAGCGAGGCAAGAGUAUACUGCAAACACUUUCAAUCAGAGUGAGAAAAUGUGAUCAUUAUACAUGAAGAUGUUUUGGUUUUUAGUUGUUUUUUUUGCCUCUGAAUGAUGAUUUAACAGUGAACCUUCAGGCAGUAUAUGUGCUAGAGUGCUGAAGUGAUUCUACUGACAUGAAUCCAGUCAGUCAGCAUCAGAAUGUCUUCAUUUCUUUUGUAGAGAAAACAGCAAAGAAAAUCAAUUUAGAAAAAUCUCCAGCCUUGCCUAAAAGUAAUGCAAUUCUGAACAGAUUUUCUUGUGACAAAUGUCGCUUUUCGUCAAGAGACAUGGAUCAGUUCAAUAAGCAUGCCUUGCAGCACGUGGAAAUGACCUUCUCUUGCUCUUACUGCAACCACGUCUCGUACACCAGAGGGGAAUCUCAACGCCAUCUUGUUAAGCACACUGGCUCCUUCCCCUUCAAGUGCCAGUUUUGCCCCUAUGGCGCUGUGAGAAAUGACUACAUCGUGAAGCACACUCAACGGGUUCACAAGGUUUUUGAAUAUAAAGCCUCGUACAGAGCCGCCAAGAGAAGGCUUAAUUUGGAACAGCAGUCCCACUCAACCAAAACGCACGUGUACUCAUCGCCUUUGAGCACAGACACAGGCUUGCCAACUGUGAGUGUGGUCAAUAAAGCACCAGUCAGCAGUGAUGCUGUUGGAAAGGGGAAUCAUUCUAGCAGUUUGUCCAAGGUCCAGGUGGAGCUUUUGGCUCCCCUAAAUGAACCCAUUCAGCAUGACAAACCUUUGACCAUCGCUUAUUCGCCAGAAAUGAACAUACCCCCUGGCUGCUUCGUUGAACUUGUGGAGGUAAAAACAGUCAAUGGGACCAAAGAGCUGGAGCUUAAGUUAGUGUCACAGCAAGCUGCUGAAAACGAAUCACUUGCGAAAAAUUUGGAAGUCCAGACAGGGAAAGUCGGUGUUCAGAACAGCCGCAUAGGCAAGCCCACCUUCAGGUGCAGUGUCAUUCCACAGGAAAACAAGGUAACCCAUCCAGAGCCUCGUACUGUAAACCAGCCCGUGGAAAAAAUAGAUUUCUCCUCAGUGAAAACUGUGUUGGGUUUAUCCCGUGAUCGGGCUCCAGAGUUAAAGAAACACUCAAAGGAAGCUCAAGAGGCUGUGAAAGAGGACACCGGUGAGGAUGUAAGGGGAUUUCGUGGGAAAUCAACUAAGGAAGCAUCCUGGAGUGUGCGCCCACAAAUGGGAAAUAAAUCACAGAGUUUAGGCAAACUUGUGAGUUCUUUUCAGCCUCAGUCCAUAUUAUCUACUGAGGGUACUCAAAAUAAUGCCACCCAGCAGAAUGUUGUCAGACACACUGGACCCUCAACAGCCUAUAAUAUUGGUAAACUGCCCUGCCGUAUUGUUCCUAAGGACAAUAUAAUCUGUGGCAAUCCAUCUCAUCCAACAAGUAAUUCCUUCACUCCCCGUGAGAGUACGCUGUCUAAAGGGAAAUGUUGUCCAUUUGUCAAUGCCAUUCCUAAGAAAGUUGCUGAGGAUAAGGGUCCAUGUGAUGCUCCAGCUACCACUGAGCUACCGGUCAUAUCAUCAGUAUUUUCCAUUAGUCAAGGCCCUGGGGAUAUCCCAGGUGGCAUCAGAUGGGAGCAGGCUUUAAAUAACAACCUGGGAAUUUCUCACAAUGGGAACAUAUCUGCUCCAGAACAAGGGAAUGCUAAAAAUAUAUUGUCCACCAGACCCACAUCAACAUUAGUGGAUACCUAUGGAGGCCCUAAAGGGGGAACAAGUCACAAGCUCACAAAUAAAGGAAAUCCGAGUACAAACACAGAGAGCAUUAAGACAGGCUCGCCAAGCCUUGUCAGUGAAGCACUAAGGUCUCCGCUCGUGGGUCAGACUUCCCUGCCCCAGCUGAGCAAGAUUUCUCCUUGUGACCUGGUCAAAAAUCCAGCAGACGCACCUGCAAAACAGAAAAGCCCAAAAAUUGUGGAAGACUCAGUGCCAGUGUUCAUUCCGCAAGGAGCCGUGCUGAAGAUCUCAGAGUCCAACACGUCCUCGCUGACUCUCAAGCUCUCCGCACCAGCUUCAGAGAUGACGGGAAGCUGGAUGCCCAGGCCUGUCCUUUUCAGCAGUUUAAACGGACGGAACAAUUCGGACAUGGACCACUUGGGCCAGAACAAGGUUCCUAAGCUCUCACUCAAGAGGAGGAAGUCGGGAGCGGAAAACAAGGGCUUGGAUGAAGACUGGGAGCAGCAGCGAUCGCAGUCUCAGGGCAGGCAUGGUGAUGCUUGGAAAUUAGCUAAGCACAAGAAGAGGAAAAAACACAAGAAGACCUCUAAAGUGAAAUCCCUUUCACAAGUGGCAAAGAAAACCCAAAGAGGCACAGGAAGAUUCUGGCUCAUUCCACUGAAAGAGGAUCAGCCAGUUAAAUGCCCAGGACCUGACCAACCCGUCGUAGUCCUUAAUCACCCAAAGCCACAGGCUCUUAAGGCAACGACCAACAUACAAACCAUGCUCAGAGGCAACAAAAGCUUCCCCAACUGUGCUCUUCCCACAAGAGAACGGUCUGUUAUGUGGCAGACAAGGACAACUCGCCAAACACCAGACCAGACCCGGCGCACAUUAAAAAUGAAAUUAAAGAAAGUCCAUCAAAACAAAUACCAGAUAGUGGGGUUUGUGUUUAGAGACUCUCCCACUGACACUCAAGUGCUAGCCCGGUGAACAUGUGUUUUUAAGCAACAGAAAGGAAAAAAUGAUCAGAUAUGGAAGACUGAAACUCCAGAUAAAUGAUCACAACACAAUUGUGAAUCAGGAAUGUUUUAAUAUACAAGCCAGCUUACAAGUGUUUGUGCUAGAACAUACCAUGACAUUUCAAUUGAAUUCCUUAUUAAGGAAUUGUCCGUUUGGUCACCAAUGUUGAUAUGAAUAUGAUUCACAGCAAAAAGUGAUUGCGAUUGGUGAUGAUAAUUAUGCCUACUUACCAACUUGCCAUAGAGCCGGUCAAGUUUAUAACAUGAGGAAAAAAUGCCAGGAAACCAGUAUGUUAACCGACAAUGUCAAAUGUAUAGUGUUUCUGAAAACCUGCAAUGUGGUUUUUCAUUUUCUGUGAAAUAUGUACAGCUAAUGUGACACCUUUUACAAUAUGUAAAAAAAAAAAAAUUCUGCGGUUGCAAUUUAAUUUCAGUCUGAUGCAAUGUUUAACGACUAUGGUCAUGUAGGCAUGCUAUGUAUGGCUUUUUCCAGUUAGAAGGGCAGAUGUUAACAGAUAUGUUAUAUACUAAUAAUAAUAAUAAUCAUAUUCUAUGUAUAUAUAUACAUAUAUAUAUGUAUAUGUAUAGGUAUAUAUAUAUAUAUUUAUACAAAAAUACAGUGUGUUUGGGUUUGGGAAUCGUGAUCACGGCCAGUCAUCGUGUCUCUUAUGCGGUCAUUUUUUUUUUUUUUUACGGAAUCUCAAUAGCGUUCAUAUCUUAUCUGAACAGUCCAAUCAUACAUUGACUCCAGAAAGUUUCUGGUCAGUGGCCAGUACAUAUUAAUUUUUCACAUUCCAAUUGGAGAUUGCUUUUGUGUAGCAUGUGUGCUCCAAUCACUUAUCUUAAAAUGUGUCAUACUGCAUUAAUGUAUAACAUUACCAAAGCUCCUUAAAUAUUGUUCUGACUGUGUAUCAGUUGGUUUUCAGCCAACAACCAACACCAAACCCAAACAUCGUAUUUCACUGGCCAGAGUUAAAUACCAUGAAAUAAGAAGUGUUUGAUGUACAUAAUCAGAAAACAGUGUUAGGCAGGAAUUACACCAGGAGUGGAGUUGACACAUAGCGGAAGUUAAGCGUGCAAUGUUAUUUAUACCAAAACUGUUGUAUGACUGGUCCACCAGCAGAUCCUUGAGGGUUGCUCAGAAACUGCCAUUAGAAACAGAGUUAACAAUCAUUGCAUACUGUUGUUAAUUAAAUCAUUUUGUGUUAACAUCACAAUUGGUUACAUAUUUAAAGUUUUAGUGUUAUUUUGCAUUCCUGUUAAAAGUGCAUUUGCGAUGAGCCUGUCUUCCCUGCCAACUGAAAUCGUCUCAGCCAGUUAUAUGGCACAAUGCAGAGCAGCCAGCCACAGCAGGCAAUGUCACGGUCUGAAUUCAAUUGUAGAUCUUUGGGCCCAUCCAUAUACUGGAACAGUGCCUUAACAGGAUGAGGCACCCAACAACUCCAUAAUGAUUCAUUUGACUCUGAAGCUACUGUACUGUGCAACUUUAUAUUAUAUGUUAUAUGUUACUAAAUUAUGUCACUGAAUGAAGUUGUUACUUAAAUAAGGAUUAUAAUUUCUAAAGCAUGCCACCAGGAUUUCAAUCCAUGUGUGGUUCAUGCUAGCUUCUGAACUACUUAGACACACCCAUUUCAUUCCAAAUGAAUUUGUUCAUGUUUGACUGUAAUUUGGAAGAAAAUAACAGGGUAGACUGUUCCAGCAUAUGAGUUUUUACAUUUUUAAACUUUAUUGUUUUCACAAUAUACAUUUGUACUUUGAGGUUUUUCCACUACUGAAUGGUGUUCCGCUAAAAAUAACUGAAAUAUUUUUUCAGUUCUUGUCAUAGAUAUAAAUAGUCUGGAUUCAUUUGCUUUUUUGCUUUAUGUUUAUUAUCUUCACAAUUAUUGUUAUUAACAACACAUUUUGGUUAUGUAACAAGUGGAAUGUUAAACAUUCUUAUUCUGGGGCAAAUUACCUUGUAAUGACACUGUUUUGAGUGUGUUUACUUUCUCUUACUGAAUUAACUGCUGUUUCUUCUCGAAUGUCCUCCAACACUGCUGGCUUUGGUUUAUCAUGGGUCUUUUAUAUAAUUUCAUUAAGAUUUUGCCUAAAUAAAUGAAAAAGGUGUUCGGUGUAAUCAGAA